CCUCUAUUGUUCCAGCGACUACUGGUUGCUAAAAAAUACGAAAAUGGCACGCUUCGUAAGACGAUCAGCAAGAUCCCUGCUUUAUUUCAACAAAACGGAAAAUGGUGUAAAGCACUUACCUGUAUUUGGUAGAUGUUUUGCAAGCAGUGGUGGUGAUUCUCCUGAUGAUCUUCGCGUUCGUUAUUUAGAAGGCGAAUAUUUAGGGGUGGUGGUGCUUGCCUUCAACCGACCAGAGGCAAAGAAUUCAUUCAGUCGAAAUAUUCUUGAGUUGCUUAAAGAUGCAGUGUCAACUAUCACUUAUGAUAAGAAUGCUCGGGUGGUGAUACUCAAAAGCGAUGUACCAGGAAUAUUUUCUGCAGGGGCUGACCUGAAGGAACGUGUCAAGAUGAAACCCAGCGAGGUCGGCCCGUUUGUCAGCAGUGCGCGCAGGCUGAUCUCAGACAUCGGCGAUAUGCCCAUGCCGGUCAUCGCUGCCCUAGACGGUGUGGCGCUGGGCGGUGGCCUGGAACUUGCCUUGUCGUGCGAUUUCAGGUUAGCAGCGAGCACAGCCAAGAUGGGACUGGUUGAGACACGUCUUGCAAUCAUCCCAGGGGGAGGUGGAACCCAACGCCUGGCCCGUCUGAUCAACCCAGCCAAAGCCAAGGAGCUCAUCUUCACCGCCCGCGUCUUUGAUGGGGCGGAGGCGGAGAGACUGGGCGUGGUGAACCGGGCCGUGGAACAGAACGAGAAAGGGGAGGCGGCUUAUGAGGCGGCGCUGGAGUUGGCCAAGGAGAUCAUACCGCAAGGCCCAGUGGCCGUCAGGAUGGCCAAGAAGGCAAUCAAUAGGGGGCUGGAGGUCGAUUUGGCGUCCGGAUUGGAAUAUGAGAUGGCGUACUAUGCACAGGUUAUUCCUACCAAAGAUAGGGCCGAAGGACUGACGGCUUUCAGAGAAAAGAGGACUCCAAACUACACAGGAGAAUAGCUGGACAAUCUGAUCACAUAUUUGAAUGUAUAAUAACAAGCAGGCCUA
Molecule: messenger RNA, 1009 nt
Organism: Patiria miniata (bat star)
Lineage: Eukaryota; Metazoa; Echinodermata; Asteroidea; Valvatida; Asterinidae
Gene: auh
Product: methylglutaconyl-CoA hydratase, mitochondrial-like
Exons: 8
Coding region: 44-961 (305 amino acids)
Biological process (GO): fatty acid beta-oxidation
Cellular component (GO): mitochondrion
Molecular function (GO): enoyl-CoA hydratase activity
Source: RefSeq, a predicted model, not a curated record